AUGACAUGCAAUGACGAGCCUACGGACAGCACGACAUUCCAGAAUUUCGAGGCUCUCCACCAGGAGCAGGACAAGCUGGCCGUGCUGGUUCUCGGUGGCUCAAAGUUCAUGGGGAAGGCGUUUGUGGAGAUGAUUCUGCACCAUGCCCGAGUCUGUGUCGUCAAUCGUGGGAAGACGUAUUGGGCAGCGCCAGAUCCCUUUGCUGGCAAAGCCGCUCGCGUUCUCUCAGACAGGGACAAGGGCGACUCCUUCGCAGCACACCUGCGAGAAGCCACUCGACGUUUAGGCACAGAAUGGGACUGCGUUGUGGACUUCUCCGGCUUUUGUGGAGGUGACGUACAUGCCUCGCUGCAGGGGUUGGAUGGCGCAUUCAAGCUAUACAUCUACAUCUCUUCCGAUUCAGUAUACGAGGUUAGCACCUGGGCAUAUGAGAAAUGGAAGCCGAGGAAGCGCUUGGACGGUCGCUCGGGCUAUGAAACGCACGUUUCAGAAGGCCUGGCAGUUCGACCUGCUACCAAGGAGCAGCAGGAGAUUGUGAACAACAAUGAUGGCUACGGGAACGAAAAACUGCAAGGAGAAGAAGUUCUUCUAAAGGAGCUACCGGCCGGCUGCAAAUGCUUUAUUCUGAGGCUGCCUGAUGUCAUCGGUCCCUGCGACUCUACGCAUCGGCUUUGGGCAUACUGGCAUUGGCUGCGUGCCGGUGAACUUGGUGCGCCUCCACCGCAGGUUCAAAGCUACAAGCGCAAAAGGAAAAGCUGGGAUGCGAACGGAGACGAGAUCGCACAGGCACCCGGCGAUGCAAAGCUGGCUCUUGUGUACAGCUUGGAUGUUGCAAAGUUUCUGCUGCGCUUGGUUACAGAUCAACCCACCAAAGCCGUGGACAUCGUAAACUUGUGUUGUGAAGAGCAGCUACAACUCAGCGAGUUUCUUGAACAAUUAUUUGCCGCUUCUGGGGGCAACCGCAAGCGGCCGCGACUUGCCCCAGACAGGAAUCCGAAGGUGUAUCUUCCCAGCGUCGAUAGACUCUGGCCCCUCAGUUGUGAACGGGCUCGAGAGGUGUAUGGUUUCCGGCCGACACCGUUGGAGGAAGUCCUCACGCGAUGUGUCGAGUUCUUCGAGACAGGUUGCGCGAAGUUCCCCGAUGAAGCAAGAAAAGCAGCAGUGAAGCUGCCGUCAGAACCAGCCGCCACAGCUAUUAAGAUUUUGGGUUAUGCAAGCAAUCUGUAG
Symbiodinium necroappetens is the source of this 1227-nucleotide messenger RNA. The record is from the annotation of a GenBank genome assembly. Lineage: Eukaryota; Dinophyceae; Suessiales; Symbiodiniaceae.